Molecule: messenger RNA, 851 nt
Organism: Populus trichocarpa (black cottonwood)
Lineage: Eukaryota; Viridiplantae; Streptophyta; Magnoliopsida; Malpighiales; Salicaceae
Product: protein TIC 20-v, chloroplastic
Exons: 1
Coding region: 118-729 (203 amino acids)
Source: RefSeq, a predicted model, not a curated record
GAUCUGGGUUUAAUCUCAUUUUAUUUUCUUUUUAUUGGAUUUUAGAAAAACUUAUCUCCUACAAGUUUAGCUUCUUCUACCUCUCGCUGGAAAAAAAGGAAAGGGAGGAGCAAAACCAUGUCCACUCUUCUCUUUCCACAAGCCCCUCUUACCCUCUCCCAAAAACCCUUCCUUCUCUCCCUCAGAAACCCAUCUUUUUUGCCUCACGCAAGAAAAUGGAAAGGGCCCAGAAGACUAAUUUUAGCCAAAUCCAACGGUAACGAUUCAGUAGACACAACAGACAGGAUAAUCUCUGCCGUCUGUUACUUCUACCCAUUCUUUGACGGGAUCCAGUACGGAAAAUACGUCAUAACCCAGUUUUCUCCAAUUCAAGCUCUCAUCCAGCCUCUGUUCCCAGCUAUAAAAGUCUUUAAGAGCUUUCCCUUAAAUGGGUUUUUGGUGUUUUUGACUCUUUACUUUGUUGUUGUGAGAAACUCCAAUUUUAGCAGAUAUGUGAGGUUCAAUACCAUGCAAGCUAUAGUGCUUGAUGUGUUGUUGAUAUUUCCUGAUUUGUUAGAGAGGAGUUUUAAUCCAAGAGAUGGGUUGGGAUUGGAUUUGUUGAUGAGUUUGGACAGUACUGUGUUUUUGUACCUUUUGGUUUGUUUGAUUUAUGGGUCUACUUCUUGUUUGUUUGGUCAGAUUCCUAGGUUGCCCAUUGUUGCUGAGGCUGCUGAUAGGCAGGUUCUUUAGAUUUCCCAUUGUUGGGUUUUGAUUAUUGUCACUUUUGUUUUUUUUUACUUUGUAAUGUGCUUGUAUUUUGCUUUUUGAAUUAAUAAAUUUGCCAAAAAAAGGGAGAAACUUUGAUCUUGCAA